Branchiostoma belcheri (Belcher's lancelet) is the source of this 417-nucleotide messenger RNA. Its product is annotated as cleavage and polyadenylation specificity factor subunit 5-like. Gene Ontology annotation, cellular component: mRNA cleavage factor complex. The coding region runs from base 10 to 402 and encodes 130 amino acids. The record is from RefSeq and is a predicted model, not a curated record. Gene Ontology annotation, molecular function: mRNA binding. The transcript has 3 exons. NCBI's taxonomy places the organism in Eukaryota, Metazoa, Chordata, Leptocardii, Amphioxiformes, Branchiostomatidae.
UCACCCAAGAUGUCUGUCGUUCAGCGCACUCCAGCGGCGGGAUGGCCGAGAAACACCUCCCAGUACGGCGGGCAGUACGGCUCCACCCGCUCCCUCACCCUGGACAGGACCAUCAACCUGUAUCCCCUCACAAACUACACAUUCGGCACCAAGGAGCCCCUGUAUGAGAAGGACAGCUCGGUACAGGCGCGGUUCCAGCGGAUGAGGGAAGAGUUCGACAAGAUCGGGAUGCGGCGGUCGGUGGAGGGGGUUCUACUGGUGCACGAACACGGCCUGCCGCAUGUCCUGUUGUUACAGCUGGGGACCACUUUCUUCAAACUACCUGGAGGGGAGCUGAAUGUGGGGGAGGAUGAAGUGGAUGGGCUGAAGAGACUGAUGAAUGAGGUAAGACUAAGAGUAUGACAGGCUUGGAAUGAC